GUAACAUCGUAACAUCAAACAAGCAACCCAGCUAGCCUUGAUUGAUUGAUCGAAAGCUUGAUCGAUGAUAUGUUGAGUAACAGUCUCCUUCAAUUAAAUCCCAGACUCCAGAGUCAUCGAUAUCUUUGCUGGUUCAAUUUCCCGUAAGUUGCAUUACUUUCCACCGGAAUUCAACUUGCAUCUCACAGGCCCUAUAUUAUUUUCGACGGUGGAAGUGACAGACAGCGUUUGCAGUCAUUUCAAUCCUCGACAUCUCGUAUUAUGGUGCAUGGCACCUAGAUCCUAUUAUUAUCUCUACUAACUGCAGGUUUGCACUAGUCAGGCUUAAAAUAACUGGGGUAGUUUCAGUUCACUAAAUUAAUACUAAUGCCCAUCGAAUUUUAUCACACUUAAGUAAUGCUCGCCGUCGCUCUAUUCAGGACUUGCGGACACGUACUACAAGGUGCAUACUGAGUACCGAUAUUAUCCUGAUAUGUCUUCCCUACUAUCGGUCUCAGACAUAACGAAGUUGCAGACGGUCAAGUACGCCAAUUUGGGUAGUCUUGCAAUCCUCGUGUUUGAUUAUUGCAUCACUUUUUCCGAAGAGGUGCAAUGGACCUGGUCCAAACCAUGGGAUUUAACUCGUGUCACAUUCAUCAUCUCCCGAUAUUUGCCUUUCGCGGGUGUUGGAAUGACUGCAUAUGCCCUAUGGUAGACAAAACUUGCGAGUAUUUACUGUAAUAUACUAUUUGUAUGCGGUUUUGGUGGUGUACAAUCAUUGGACCAGGUGAAACACGAGGUCGGGUAAGGCCAGCUAAAGGCGAUAUAUGGGGGGAAGGAUUGUUCAGUCUUCUUCGUCUUCUUCGUC
Molecule: messenger RNA, 847 nt
Organism: Suillus discolor
Lineage: Eukaryota; Fungi; Basidiomycota; Agaricomycetes; Boletales; Suillaceae
Exons: 6
Coding region: 473-694 (73 amino acids)
Source: RefSeq, a predicted model, not a curated record